Messenger RNA from Volvox carteri f. nagariensis, 2148 nucleotides. RefSeq lists its product as uncharacterized. NCBI's taxonomy places the organism in Eukaryota, Viridiplantae, Chlorophyta, Chlorophyceae, Chlamydomonadales, Volvocaceae. The transcript is spliced from 4 exons. The record is from RefSeq and is a predicted model, not a curated record. The coding region runs from base 331 to 1062 and encodes 243 amino acids.
CACUAGCCACGACUCUAGGAUACAGGACGGACCAAUAGCUUCCGCGCCAUCUUGACCUGAACAAGUGCAACUCUAUAGUUCCAUAAGCUGGAAAAUGGAACAAGACUUUCCCGGAAGUAUUGAACUCUGGUGUGCUUUAGGGGAUUCCUAUGAACAUCAGAGCCUAAACGUGAUACCGCUUAGUUUUGAGCUGGGAGGUAACAUGAUAUCAGCUAGCAUGUUCAAGGAGCAGAAUGCAAUGUAUUACUUCAAAGGCUGUUUGGGAUCAGCCAGGAGGGCCUGGCCAUUGGCGGGCCCGCGCCUGGCAAGGCGACCGCCACCAGCAACUUCAUGACGCAGUUUCAGAAGAAGGUCUUGGACAAGAUCCUGCGACCGUCGACUAUCACUGCAGACCACGGUGCUGUGGCAGCCGCAGUGGGAGCUGAGGCAGUCGAUACUGCGGCUAACGACGGUGAUGGUGCAGCAGCGAGAGCAGCCGCUGGGGACCACGAACAGGCGGUGGGUGGUGGAGAGGCUGCUGCCAUGGGCACGCAUGCCGUGGAUGGUGGCACGGGUGGCGGCCGCACAGCAGGCGUCGCAGCAGCAGCAACCGCAGGGGGGGACACCGGCACGGGUCCCAGGCAGGGCGAGGCGGGCGUUGCCCAGGACGAGGAUACCACCAACUAUGAUGCGUUCAAGGAGUGGGUCGGCGAGGUGCCAAGAGCGGCUAAGGGCGCAGCUGGCAAGCGCAGGCGGGGUGGCGGUGAUGACGACGACCUGGGUGCGAGGUCGGGGUGCAAGGUUGGAAAUAAACGGCAGAAGGGGAACAAGGGCGCAGGCCAGGGCAGGGGUGCAAGCAAGGGGACCACCAGAGGUGCGGGGAAGGGCGGCGCAGGCAAGGGAGGGCGGAGGGGGCGGACAGAGGGUGGUAGCUCGGAGGGUGGGUCGGAUGCUGGUGAGGAAGAGGUCCUAGCCGCUGGCGCUGGGGAGGAGUCCAGCUCGGAGGACCCGGGCAAAUAUAGCGAAGCUAGCAGCAGCAGCAGUGGCAGUGGCAGCAGCGACAGUGGUGGAAGUGAGCAGUAACAUGGCAGCAGUGAUGAGCGCUUGGGGGUGCACACACCAGGUCGGCCCCAGGCAGGAUGGGACAGACCAAUCCCAAUAGGUGCCGGUACAUGUCAUGCAUCGGGGGUUUCAUCCGUAGGAGUAGGCACGAACUCUGCAAGUGGUGGUGAGACUCCUUGGCGAGCACUUGCUGUAUGGGGGGUGACAUGAACGCUGUUUUCAAGGACGAUGGUUGAGAUGAAUGCAUCAGGCUGUCAGGCUGGCUGGUUGGCGUUGUGAGUCCAAAGCGCCUUGGUCCACAAGCACACUGAGACUUAGGCUACUUUGACAAGGGGUGUGCGUCCAUUUUGAGGCUUGCCGCAAGUAUUCACCAAUCGUUAAUUUAACAUGCAGUAAGUGUCACAUCGCAGAGUAAUAUCUGCCUGUGUAACCCGUGAUAACAGGGUCUUCACCCGUAAUUGUACGUGUAAUUGGUUACAUGCCCCGUAAUUUACCUGCAGCACCGCGUAAUAUUCACCCGUAAUCACUGGGUCUUCACCCGUAAUUUUGCGNNNAAUUGGUUACAUGCGCCCGUAAUUCACCUCCAGCACCGCGUAAAAUCCACCCGUAAUCACUGGGUCUUCACCCGUAAGUUUGCGUGUAAUUGGUUACAUGCGCCCGUAAUUCACCUCCAGCACCGCGUAAAAUCCACCCGUAAUCACUGGGUCUUCACCCGUAAUUUUGCGUGUAAUUGGUUACAUGCGCCCGUAAUUCACCUCCAGCACCGCGUAAAAUCCACCCGUAAUCACUGGGUCUUCACCCGUAAUUUUGCGUGUAAUUGGUUACAUGCGCCCGUAAUUCACCUCCAGCACCGCGUAAAAUCCACCCGUAAUCACUGGGUCUUCACCCGUAAUUUUGCGUGUAAUUGGUUACAUGCGCCCGUAAUUAACCUCCAGCACCGCGUAAAAUCCACCCGUAAUCACUGGGUCUUCACCCGUAAAUGUUCACCUGUAUCCUUGUGCUCAAAUUACGGGACCCGUAACGUGUUACGGACCCGUAAUUUCUGUCAAAUUACGGGUGGAUUGACCCAAAAUUACGGGUAAAAUGACCCCCCUUUUCCCAGAGUGA